CCAACGUCGAAAGCAACAGCAAAAGCCAUCAUCACACGUCGAGAAGAAAUCUUCCUCUGUCUACAGAGCAGACCGCCAGAAUGUCGUCUUCGCUGGCGCCCGAGUGCAACGAAGUGAAGGAGCGGUACGACACGUGCUUCUUGAAGUGGUAUUCAGAGAAGUUCCUGAGGGGAAACGCGAAGACGGACGAGUGCGAGCCCAUCUUCAAGGAGUACAAGGCUUGCCUGAACGUUGCCCUCAAGGAGCGAGGAAUUGACAAGCUGCUUGAAGAUGCGCGGGAAGACAGCAGAGAAACAGAUAAUGAGUAUUUAAAGGCCAAGUCGUGACUGCGGCCGGGGAGUCCAUCUCACCUCGGCCCAUCUCUCUCAUCCGAUGAAGACCUCGCCCGUCAUGCGUCUUCUUCCAUCUUCAUUAUCAUCAUCAUCAUCAUCAUCAUUCUUAGCAUAGCAUGCGGGGAUACCGGCGCAAACUCUCAGCUUUGGUCAUCAGUUUCAUGUCUUGAGGAGCUUUUGUUUUGCUCCGGCUAGAAAACACGUGGAAAGAAACCAGAUCCCUGGUUCCUGAAUCAAUUCCAAGAUUCAUGAAUGUUAAAGACUAGAAACCUUGAGGUCCCCAUCGCCUCAAAUGUCGUUUGAACAGACUUUCGU
Messenger RNA from Verruconis gallopava, 647 nucleotides. RefSeq lists its product as uncharacterized. NCBI's taxonomy places the organism in Eukaryota, Fungi, Ascomycota, Dothideomycetes, Venturiales, Sympoventuriaceae. The record is from RefSeq and is a predicted model, not a curated record. The transcript has 4 exons. Bases 81 to 326 code for a protein of 81 amino acids.